Molecule: messenger RNA, 1887 nt
Organism: Suillus subalutaceus
Lineage: Eukaryota; Fungi; Basidiomycota; Agaricomycetes; Boletales; Suillaceae
Product: sphingolipid C9-methyltransferase
Exons: 8
Coding region: 217-1674 (485 amino acids)
Biological process (GO): cellular response to biotic stimulus
Source: RefSeq, a predicted model, not a curated record
GCAGAAUUACGUCCUCCUACAGUUCCCACAGCUACAAUUUCAAGCUUAAGGACUCAUGCGUUCACUGAUGUUGAACAUAAUCUGUACCCUAGUAUUUGUGACGGAGCCGCGUACAGGCGCGUCAAUUUCACCUGGCCCCGCAGCAGGCACAGCAUUUUCCUAGUGCCUUAAAAACUGGCUUCCCUCCAAUUUGCUAGACCAGCAUCAACGGCGAGGAUGACGUUCUCACCUGUUCGUAUCACGAAGGUCCCUUCUAUAAAAAAUGCACCGCUACUUGGUUUAGCAGAAGGCAAUGGUUACUUCUCAAAUCUUCAACUCGCUGCUCUCGUCCUCGUCGUACCAUGGGUCAUCAAAUGCAUCCUUCCCUUUGUAAACCGUGGCGGUCUUAAGACAUAUCUCUUCAUGCUCGUCAUCACAGGUAUCCCUGUCACUGUCGCUUAUUGGGCUGUAGCGAGCACCUAUGGUCGUCGCAAAAACGUCAAAGUUCUUAUGCCCGGUAAAGACCUCGAAGACUACAUCACUAUCCACGACCCGGAACUCAAGGAAAAAUACCACGGCAACACGAAAAUCCCAAUGCAGGUCUUCCACGACGCGUACUUUGAAGGCAAGAUUGACUUUAAGGGUGACGUGUUGGACAUCAUGGAGGAACGUCAUGAUUGGGCAAAAAUGGUCAUGACACCUGAACUUUUCAAAUACGUCUUCACGAAUCUCCUUCCCGAGGUCAUCGUUCACUCUCAAUCUCAAGACGAAGAACAGGUCCGCGACCACUACGACAGAGGCGAUGACUUUUACUCAUGGUUCCUCGGUCCACGCAUGAUCUACACCUCCGGAGUCAUCGCAGACGCCAACAAAGACGCCUCCCUUGAAGAACUCCAAGACAACAAACUCCGCCUCGUCUGUUCCAAACUGAACCUUAAACCCGAUGACCGUCUCCUCGAUGUCGGCUGCGGCUGGGGUACCCUUGCAGCCUACGCAGCCAAGAACUACAAAUGCGACGUCACAGGUAUCACCCUUGGUAAAAACCAGACCAAAUUUGGUAACGAGCGCAUCAAGACCAAUGGCGUCACCCCCGACAAGGCUCGUAUCCUGUGCAUGGACUACAGGGAUAUCCCAGGCGGCCCUGGACACUUUACCAAGAUCGUCAGUCUGGAAAUGGCAGAGCACGUCGGAAUCAGGCGCUACGGUUCAUUCAUGCGUCAAAUGUACGACCUCCUCGAGGACGAUGGCAUCUUCGUCUUCCAAGUCGCCGGUUUCCGUCCUUCGUGGCAAUACGAGGACCUGAUCUGGGGUCUCUUCCUGAACAAAUACGUCUUCCCCGGUGCAGACGCUUCUUGCUCUCUCGGCUGGGUUAUCAAUCAAGUCGAAGCCGCCGGGUUUGAAGUGAAGAAUAUCGAUGUCUUGGGCGUGCAUUAUAGCGCUACUAUCUGGAGGUGGUAUUUGAACUGGGUUAGCAACCGCAAGAAGGUCGUAGAGAAAUACGGCGAACGCUGGUACCGAAUCUGGGUCUUCUUCCUCGCCUACAGCACCAUCGCCUCCCGCCAAGGUAGUGCCAGCGUCUUCCAACUCACCUUGCACAAGAACCUCAACGCCUACCACCGUGUUCUGGGCGUUGAGAAUCAUUGGAGUUUGCAGGUGCGUGAUGGGAGGGAUGCGGAGAUUAGCUUGGUGGAGUGAAAAACUACGUAUACAUAUACGGACGGACGAUGCGCGAUGCGCUAUAUACCACUUGCUUGAAUUAAUGUUUUGGUCGUACAAUAUACCGACUUAUUUGGAGCCCCAGCGUGAUGUGCUUCUGCUGUUCCCUCCUUUGUGAAUGCCGCCCUACACGGUACUGCUCAGAUAGGCGCAUAUAUGAUAUGAACUUUGCGAUCGUGGUGCCAGUAUUGC